Molecule: messenger RNA, 2319 nt
Organism: Apis mellifera (honey bee)
Lineage: Eukaryota; Metazoa; Arthropoda; Insecta; Hymenoptera; Apidae
Product: protein phosphatase 1H
Exons: 6
Coding region: 425-1873 (482 amino acids)
Biological process (GO): protein dephosphorylation
Molecular function (GO): protein serine/threonine phosphatase activity; cation binding
Source: RefSeq, a predicted model, not a curated record
AGCUACCUGCUACUCAUGUCAGGAAAUAACCUAUCUUAUUGUUGACAACUAUUUGUCAACAAAAUGAUACCAAUUAAAGAGAAUACAGACUUAUGAAUAAUCCGAAGUAUAAUUAUAUAAGUAUUUUAUUUUUAAAUAGUGUUAUUGAGAUUAUAAGAAUAUUAUUCUUAGUGUGGAAUUAAUUUUGUGAUUGAUAAUUGACAGAUAACAGAUAACUAAAUUAGCAAUUAAAAUUUUGCACUUUCUCAUUGCUAAUGUUGUACAUAGAUGUGAAUUCACAUCUUUUGAUAAAAAGUAAAAUAGAAUCAAUUACUAAGAUAGGAAGUCAUAUCUUCCCUCCAAGAUAUGUGUUAUGAUAAAGUCUAAUAGAUUUAUAAUAUACUAUAUUUCUUAUUCUUGUAUUUAUAAAUAGCAAAGAAAAAAAAUGUUGAACAGAGUUAAAUCAGUAUUAAUGAAUGUUGUGGGUGGAAGUGAACUUGGCCUACAAUAUCCUACUGAUUCAGAUAAUGAAACAGUAACAGAUUAUCUUAAUUUAAAUAUCGUUACAGAAGUAGAAAAUAAACCAUAUAGUAGACCUAGUUUUCUAGGAUUAACAACAGAAGAAACUCAAGUAAGUGCUGAUCAUAGAGUAAGACCAAUUAUAGUUCCAAGAGACUUAAGUCGAUUACCAUGGUGUGCUGGAUAUGCAGAAUGCAUAAAUGCUGGAAAAAGUACAUGGAAUGAAGACCAAACAUCUGCAACUAGAGGAGAUCUUAAACUAGCAGAUGUUAAUGUUACAUUGCCUUAUGUCAUGUUCUCUAUGUUUGAUGGACAUGCUGGUUAUCAAGUAGCUUUAACAGCAAGAUUACAUUUACAUAGGAUAAUUCUUGGAAGAUUAAUGGCAAUACCUGGUAACAUGUUAUUAAAUGAAGAUGAAGAUGAACUUAUAAAAGGAAGAGAUUUAGUAAUUGGUGCUAUUGAAUUAGCAUAUAGACAAAUGGAUCAAAUGGUAGAAGUACAAGCUCAAGGAGGAGGUGGAGGUUGCACAGCAAUUACCAUUUUAUUUUUGAAUGGUAGAUUAUAUGCUGCAGGUGCUGGCGAUUCAAGAGCUGUAUUAGUUUUGGGAGAAAGUCAACGUGCUUUAACAAGAGAUCAUACUCCUGACUCAGAAUCGAAUCGCGUCAGAGCAUUAGGUUUUCUAAGAAGUACCGAAUUAUUGAAAGGUCAUUUCACACCACUUGAAUUUAGAAAACGACCUUUGCAAAAAGAAUUAGGAUCUAUGGUUUUGUAUAGAGAACCUUAUAUGACUGGUUGGGCAUAUAAAGUAUUGACAAUUUCCGAUUUAAAGCUACCUCUUAUCUCUGGACACGGAAAAAGAAGUCGAGUAAUGGGUACUAUAGGAGUAACGCGUGGUUUCGGAGAUCAUGGUUUAAAAGCGGCCAGUACAGGAGUUAAUAUAAAACCAUUCCUGUCAUCACAACCUGAAGUGCAAUCUAUAAAUUUAGAUAGUUGUAAUCUCACAGAACGUGACUGUAUUAUUGUAGCUACAGAUGGACUUUGGGAUGUUGUAUCAGAUAAAACGGCAGCGAAUAUACUUAGAAAAACACUCGCUCCUGAUAAUCCAUCAUUAGAAUAUAGGCUUACAAUGGGUGCUCAAGAAUUGGUACAAGCAGCACGUGGUAGAUUAGUUGGACGAGCUUGGGUUGGUAAAUCAGAAAAUCUUGAAGAAACGGAUGAAAAAUUUUCACCCAUGGCAUCAGUUGAUGAUAUCAGUGUCUUAGUGGUACCAUUGUACCCUUAUUUGUGUGAACAUAAACAGUGGUUAAAAACAACACAACAAGAAAGAAGAUAUUCUAUGGAUUCGUUACACAUAUCUGUCAAUAAUUCUGUAUAAUAGAUAAUCAAAAUUGUAGAAACCGAUUUUAUGUUUAAGUAGGAAUGUUGAGAUCAAGUGUAUAUUAUUCAUGAACUAGUAUGAAGAUUAAUCACCAAAAUACUGUUGCUUUUUACAUUGCUUUUAACAGAUAAUAUUUAUAUUAAAUUUUAAAAUUAUCUAACAUUUUUUUUUGGAGAGUGAUUUAUUGUAUACUGCCACUUUUUAAAAGUGUAGUUAAAGAAUGCCAUUAUUAUUUAACAGAACAUUCCAAUUGUAGAAUGUUGAAUAUAGUGUAAGUAUCUUAAUUUUAAUAUUAUGCAGCAUCCAAAGUAGAAAUAAAAUCUGUAUAAUUUUUAAAUUGUGUGCAUAAUUACGUAUAUCAUGAACAAAGUAAAGAAAGUAAAGUAGAAAAAAUUUGUACAAAAAGUAAUCUUAUUAUAAAUAUACUUUUCAUUAAAUGAUAA